This is a messenger RNA of Ooceraea biroi (clonal raider ant), 1047 nucleotides long. Its product is annotated as polycomb protein Su(z)12-like. The record is from RefSeq and is a predicted model, not a curated record. NCBI's taxonomy places the organism in Eukaryota, Metazoa, Arthropoda, Insecta, Hymenoptera, Formicidae. Gene Ontology annotation, molecular function: chromatin DNA binding. Gene Ontology annotation, cellular component: ESC/E(Z) complex; RSC-type complex; nucleus.
ACGAGCGUGACGAAUAUUUUGGUAUGCCGUCCGAAGAGAACGAAGCCGAGUUUGUCCGAGUUUCUGGAACUCGACGAGAACGAGUUCGAGAGCCAGAGACCCUACAUCACCGGCCACAAUAGGUAAAUGCCAACACACUGUAUCAUCACACCGUGACCUGCCUGCCUAUUUACCCCAAAGAGAUGGACAUCGAUUCCGAGGGCGAGAAUGACCCAAAGUGGUUGCAGACAAAGACGAUGAUGAUGAUCGACGAUUUCACGGACGUCAACGAGGGCGAGAAAGAAUUGAUGAAGAUGUGGAACCUGCACAUAAUGAAGUACGGAUACGUGGGAGACUGCCAGACACCACUAGCUUGCCAAAUGUUCUUAGAGACUAAGGGAAAGGAGUUGCUCAUGAAGAAUCUAUAUCGCAACUUCGUGCUGCACAUGUGCAGCCUGUUCGACUUCGGUCUGAUCAGUCCGGUGAUACUGUAUCAGACUAUACAGAAGCUGCAGGAGAUCAUGAAGGAGGAUGGCGAGGACGGGGACGUGCGUAAAGUACUGCAGAAGUCGCACGAGGCCCAGGUCGAGCAGUGGAGGGCCACGGGCGCUCAGGCGCAUUUGACGCAGCACGAUGUGUUCAAGGCCGGUACGACGGGCAGCGUCAAGAUCAAUUUCGGCAACGAUGGCUCCUCGAGCUCGACGAAUGCCAGGCGGAAGACGACGACUGCCUCUUUGCCGCUGGGCUCGCCCAGCUCGCAAAACGCCAAGAGCAUAAUGCACAGCAACGUCAGCGCGUAAGCACACCAGCCCGGCGACGUGCGUCGUCGUCCUCGUCGAGCAACAAGACUGUUACUCACAAUAGUUCGAUGAAGAGUCGCUGCCGAGCGAGACGAUCCCGCCGAUCGAUUGUCCAAUCGAUGUACCUUAAUCGGAGCGAGAGUUCAUCGUUGUCGAACGAAUGGUCGAACGAUCUGCCGGCCAGGUGCUAAAGUACAAACUUUAUAGUGCAAGUGACGACGAACGGUGCGACUGGUACAUCCGCUGAUUCAGCCGGUCGAGGUUGUCG